GCAAGCCUCCAUUCUGUCCUCCACUUUGCAAAGCUGCCGCUGCGUGUUUUGUGUUGUUUUUUCUUCGAGAGCGCUUCCCGUAUCGUGAUUUUGUUCGGUUGAAGGGGUUUGUGUGCAGUGUGUAGAGCAUUCCUCUUUUUAUUUACAUCAGGUCUUGGAGAAGAGCAAUUAGUUACACGAGAUGGACGGAAAGAAGUUCCGAACCCAGAUGGGGGACCUGGCCAUGGGCACGGCCCUCAAUGCGGCUGCACGGGAUUACCAGAAGGAGAUGUUAGCUGAAUAUAAGGCCCAAUCUAGCCAACCGAAGCAUGAAGAAGUAGAUAUCGAUGAUCUUUUGAAUGUACCGUCUCGUUCUUCCUCAGCAUUCCUGGAUCCGGAGCUAGAAAGGCUUCAUGCUGAGCGAAUUAAUGCUAUGAAGAGAGAAGCAGAGAAGAGGCAAAAAUUGCAACAGCAGGGAUAUGGAGAAUACAGACUGGUAACUGAAGGGGACUUUCUGACGGAAGUAACCAAGAGCCCAAGGGUAAUUUGUCAUUUCUUUCAUCGAGAGUUCAUUCGUUGCAAGAUUAUGGAUAAGCACUUGAAACUCCUGACUCCUAAGUAUUUUGAUACUAAGUUUAUAUGCAUCGAUGCAGAGAAUUGCCCAUUCUUCGUUACCAAGUUGGGAAUCAAGGUGUUGCCUUGUGUGAUUCUAUUUAGGGAUGGAGUGGCAGUUGAUAGAAUAGUAGGAUUUCAAGAACUUGGAGGUGUCGAUGAUUUCGCUACCAAAGCUUUAGAGUCUCGGCUUCUUAAAGCAGAUUUACUUGUCCCUAAAAGAGCUGUGGAUGAAGAUGGCGAGGAGAAAGUAGUGAGAACGGUUCGGUCGACAGUGUACGCAGAUUCCGACUCGGAGUGAGCAGUGCUCUGUUUCCCUAUGUGUUCUAACGAAUGAGAAUCCAGCUCGCUUGGACCUGUACAACCAGGCAUGGGAUAUGUCGUGUGUCAAGAUAACUUGACAUCAUCCGACUUCGCCUGAAGACAAGAUGGUAGCCAACUCAGAGGCGACUGUACUAACUCUGAAAAUUCCAAGACUGCCUCUUCGCUACUCGUUUAUGUAGAAAGGAUGUUUUGAGAGUCCAAGGGAUUUGGUUUCCUGUAUACAUUUUAAUAUCCUUGUCAACCUGACGACGUUGAAGGGAUAGCAACAUGCCAACAGUGAAGAUGAGCACUUAGUUUCGGGUUGCCCAUAUUCACUUUUUAUCGUACGCUGAGUGUAUUUUCAAAUUCGCACUGAAAUGAAGAAUUGGACUGCAUUUUGCAACUACGUCGUUUAUUCAUCUCUUUGGCACUAAAA
Molecule: messenger RNA, 1330 nt
Organism: Physcomitrium patens
Lineage: Eukaryota; Viridiplantae; Streptophyta; Bryopsida; Funariales; Funariaceae
Product: thioredoxin domain-containing protein PLP3B
Source: RefSeq, a predicted model, not a curated record